Molecule: messenger RNA, 1135 nt
Organism: Sorghum bicolor (sorghum)
Lineage: Eukaryota; Viridiplantae; Streptophyta; Magnoliopsida; Poales; Poaceae
Product: protein LITTLE ZIPPER 1
Exons: 2
Coding region: 485-826 (113 amino acids)
Source: RefSeq, a predicted model, not a curated record
CCCAAAUGAUUCCCUUUAUUUGUAGUCUUCUCCUCCCCAACCUAGCUACUCCUGUCAAAAAGAUCGUGCUGUCUCGUCGCCGAUCCAUCCAUACUCUCUCAUCGAUUUCUCCACGCCCCUCUCCUUUUUUUCCCCGAUGGAAAUAUGCUGCUAAAUGAUUAGCGCCCGGAAGAUCCAUUGUCCCAUGCCAUGCCAUAGUCCAUGCUCCAUGAUGGAGGAGGAGCUAAGCUAGCUGCCUCCGUCUCUCUCUCGGCUCACUCACAUGCGUCAUGUCAAUGUGUGCAUGCACCACCAAACAAAAACCUAAAGCUACCACCACCAAAGCCCCGAGACGAGGGGAUCGGAGGUGAGAUGAGAUGAGAUCUCUCUUCUUUAUAUAUAGCCUUAAAGCCCUUAAAACACUUCGUCUCGAAGUCACUGAGCUCCACCAAAGAAUCUACUAGUAGCUAGGAGCAGCAGGCGUACGCCACCCACAUACAGCAACAUGUGCUCCGGCUCCUCCUGGUCCUGGAGCAGCAGCAGCAGCAAGAAGCACCCGUCUCUUGUUGUCGUCAACCUCGAGCGGCAGCUGCGGAAGACGACGACGUCUCAUGUCUCAGUUGCCAUCAGGAGAAAGAGGCUGAGGCUGAGGAGGUUGAGGUUGAGAGCCGGAGCAGAGGCCAUGGAGAUGCUGAACCUGAAGCUCUACCUGGAGAACCGGUGCAUCCUCGCCGAGAACGAGAGGCUCCGGGAGAGGGCCACCGCGCUCCGCCGCGAGAACCUCGCGCUGCUGCAGAACCUGUCCAAGACGGCGGCCGUGCCAGAGGCAGGAGCAGGAGCUGCGUGAGAUUGCUUCCUCGGCUCUGCCUGCCUGCUGAAGAUGAAGUAGCUAGCUUGCGUCCCCUCUCGUUGGUGCAUGUGCUAGUUGUGUGGACACUGGACAGGACAGUGAACUCCUAGUUAUCAUCCAUCUGCUUGGCUGCUGCGCCAUGUCUGUGCUCAUAAAUCGCCAGGUUUCCUGGAGCUCUCUUGGUCUUGGGUGCUCUGUGCCAUGGUGUUUGUACAUUAUAAGUGCGCGGAUUAACUAGAUUUUGUUGGCAACUACUACUGACUCUUUUGGGUGAACUGGGCAAGGAAAUAAAAGCAGCUUUUUUUU